Ambispora leptoticha is the source of this 159-nucleotide messenger RNA. Lineage: Eukaryota; Fungi; Glomeromycota; Glomeromycetes; Archaeosporales; Ambisporaceae. The record is from the annotation of a GenBank genome assembly.
AUGUCACCGUAUUUUUAUGAAGAUGUGGCAUCCAAAGGUCUAAAUGUUCCAUUUCACCUUGCAUUUGGUAUAGACUUCCGAUGUGAGAAACGUCAACAGAAUAAAAAGAAUAUUGAAGAAAUCUAUCAGGUUAAUACUGAUAAAAGAGCGGGAUUAUGA